AUGGGGACGGAAGCGUACAAUACAUGCUCUUGGUUACCUAUCGAGCAGAGAUUUCCAAUGCAACGUUUUCACAUCUCUGAAAUGGAAUUUACUGAUGGUUCCCUGGAACCACUGGACAAAUGUGGUAUAUUUCUGCAAUCACAGACGUUGAAUGACCCAGGUAAUUGGAUUUGCACUUCGGGUGUCCCUAUGCCCCAGGUCGCAGCUACACUCCUUUCUCACCAGCGGCAGAGUAGUAACAAAGAAGUUAUCCAUCCCGGAGUGUUAUAUAUGUACUGGCAACAGAAUUCCAAAGCUACUACAGGCGAGAAACAUCCCAUAGAACGAGCUAAAACUCGCGUGAGCUGUGACGUGGAUGAUACUCCUGUUCGAAGGCACCAACCAGAAAUGACGCCAGAGCUGCAUUCACCGAGAAACCAACGAAAGCUUGCGCCUAAGAAGGUAUACAAAAAAAGUUUAUAUCAAUCACAAAAGACAGAACAUAGCCGCGUUGAGAAGCGGUACCGAGAGUCCCUAAACGCCAAAUUUGACCAGCUUGAGGAUAUCAUCAGAACUUGCAACGCAGCCAAAGAUGUGGAAACUGUUGAUGGAAUGCGGAAGAAGGGCAGGACGCCUGGUAGAAAGGCACUUAUCUUGCAAAAUGCCUACGAUUGUAUUGCAGCCUCUAAACCUGAUUCAAGCUCUCUCUAA
Aspergillus pseudonomiae is the source of this 690-nucleotide messenger RNA. RefSeq lists its product as uncharacterized. Gene Ontology annotation, molecular function: protein dimerization activity. Lineage: Eukaryota; Fungi; Ascomycota; Eurotiomycetes; Eurotiales; Aspergillaceae. The coding region runs from base 1 to 690 and encodes 229 amino acids. The transcript has 2 exons. The record is from RefSeq and is a predicted model, not a curated record.